CUACAUUUUAUACUGAAGAAAAUUAGUAAGUCAGAAACGCCACAGGAUUUGAACUCCAAGCAGCGGACGAGUAGCCAAGCUAAGAGAGUAGGUGUGGUGGAGCAGCCCUUCACCUGGCAGAACUAGGUAUCAGGUGGAGAAAAAGGGUUUAUCUGGCUGAUGACCUCUGGCGGUGGACAUGGAGUGGCGACAGUGUGAGGGCACCACCGAUGUGAAUAUGUGUGAAGACAGUAAGAUCUGGGCAUCAGUGAAAAGGCUCUGUCUGGCUAAUGGCCUCGGGGAGCAGGGCCGCAGUGGAGGGAUCCUCGCUUUAUGAAUGUGUGGCUUGGAGUGGAAGGGUACACCAGGAGAAACUGUGAACUUAGUGAGACAGCAAAGUCUGGGGGAGAGAGAUGCACCAGAAGCUGUAAGUAAAGGGUGAGUCGUGAGUAAGGGCAUUGAGUAAUGACAGUGGGGAUGGGGCACAAGGGACAGAUGUGCCAGCCACUGCAAGUCACAGGCUUGGAUGCAAGGAUGAGGUUAUAAGGUAAUUAAUGUUAGUGUUAUGAGUCUGGGCUUAAGAUUGAGGCACUGUUACAAGGGCUGUGAGGAGGAGACCCAGCCAAAGUGGAGAUGUCAGGGGGCGCAGGCAGGCCUGGAAGUCCAAGGGCUGACUGAUGGAAUUUGAGAGAACCGAUAGCCGUCGUUGAGUGUGAAACACUGCAGCGUCCGGCACUGGGGAGCAGGCAGCUCCAAGCUAGAGUGAGGAAACGGCCAAGGGACUAGCAUGAGAGAACCAGAGGAGGAGACUGAAGUCAUUUUUCCAAUGGACCCAGCCUUGUCCAACAGUACCCAGUGCCAGCCCCACAGACUCCACAACGCCCUCCCCUGCCUUCUGGGCAUAGUCUAUAUCAGUGGGUUCUUCCUGAACGGUCUGGGUCUGUGGGUGUUUGGGUGCCACGUGAAGAAAUGGAACGCCAGCAUGGUGCUGCAGUUCAACUUGGCCCUAACGGACGUGCUCAUCACACCCGUGGCUCCCUUCAUCGUCCUCUAUUCGCUGACGGACCACUGGCCCUACGGACAGUUCCUCUGCCAGCUCAAAGUCGGUCUGCUGAGCGCUCACAUGUACGGGAGCAUCUGCUUUCUGACGCUCAUCAGCAUUCACCGGUACCUGACGGUCGUGCAGGGAGCAUCCAAAUCCCGCUGUGCGGACAAGAGCUUCGUCAAAAAGCUCUGCCUGGUGGUCUGGGUGGUGCUCCUUCUCCAGGGGCUUCCCUUCUUCGUCAUCCUGGAGACCUCGGAGGUGCACAACUCCACCAAGUGCCUCAGCAUUCACCAGUCGGGUAUGGCGGUGCUCUACUUCUCCUACAACGUCGUCGUUCUCAUCGUGGGUCUCAUCGUUCCCUUCACCGUGUGCCUGGUGUGCUACAGCUGGCUGAGCACCUACAUUUCCAGACUGAACGCCCGCAGUCUCAAAAGCCGGGCGAUGAAAGCCAAGUCUGUGCAAGUGAUCGCCGUCUGCCUGCUCAUCUUCACCGGCUGCUACGUCCCGGUGCACGUGGCCAGAACAAUAGGCGUGACGGUCAAGCUUUUCUACCCAGCACAUUGUGAACUCUUGCACAGGACUGAAGUCAGCUACUACGUAACUUUCACCAUCUCCAGUAUGAACUGCUGCUUGGAUCCUCUUUUGUACUGUUUUGCUUCAAAGCGCUUUAGAGAAGCGUUUCAAAGUUACAUCACGUCCGUUCGAUGCCUGUUUCCUGGGAGUCGGUGUCUCAAGCCCUUGAGAAAGGCAGAACCUACUGGUUCGACCAAUAUUGGAAAAUCAGCUGAAAUAAUAUAACGGAGCUGAUGUGAUUUAUUUCAUUCCCCACUUGAUGAAGAUCCCACCACUUUUGCCAGUGCUAGAUUGGUCUUGCUCCCUAACUGUCCUGAGGUCCCGCAGGGAAGUCCAAAAAGAAAAACAUCAUUGUAGCGUUCGACACAGAAGGUGCUGCAUACUCACUAUCUCAGUAUUCAGAAUUGGGAAUGAGCAAAACCAAUCACCAAGCUAAAUUUGAGAAAAAAUAUUAGACAGUAAAUUAAAAUAGGACAGGCCUUUU
Lepisosteus oculatus (spotted gar) is the source of this 2081-nucleotide messenger RNA. NCBI's taxonomy places the organism in Eukaryota, Metazoa, Chordata, Actinopteri, Semionotiformes, Lepisosteidae. The record is from RefSeq and is a predicted model, not a curated record.